Rosa chinensis is the source of this 834-nucleotide messenger RNA. RefSeq lists its product as uncharacterized. Bases 1 to 834 code for a protein of 277 amino acids. Gene Ontology annotation, molecular function: RNA-DNA hybrid ribonuclease activity; nucleic acid binding. NCBI's taxonomy places the organism in Eukaryota, Viridiplantae, Streptophyta, Magnoliopsida, Rosales, Rosaceae. The transcript has a single exon. The record is from RefSeq and is a predicted model, not a curated record.
AUGGAAAAAUUGUGUCUUACGUUGUACUUCUCCGCAUGCAAGCUACAACACUACAUGUUAUCCUUUACGACUUGCAUUAUCGCUCAAAAUGACUUGGUUAAGUACAUGCUGUCACGACCUAUUCUGCGAGGGCGUAUUGGCAAAUGGGUACUGGCAUUAUCCGAACUCUCGCUACAGUACGUUCCACAGAAAGCAGUGAACGGACAAGCCUUCGCAGACUUUCUCGCACAUCGCCCUAUGUUGGAUGUCCCCACAGUGAAAGAGUUAGAGAUAGCGACCACAACAACAGCUCGGCCAGUUUUGGCGCGCGUUCUAAAAUAUACUAUUUGGCAUCAGGCCACAAUCUCCCUUCACCCCUGGAUAUUAUUUUUUGAUGGCUCAAGAACAGAAACACUAGCAGGGGCAAGGAUUGUUCUGGAAAACCCGGCAGGUGAUCGUUUUUCUUAUUCUUUCCAAUUGGAAUUUAGGUGCACCAAUAAUCAAGCGGAGUAUGAGGCCCUCAUUAUUGUCCUAGAGGUGUUACUGGAGUUAGGCGUAAGAGAUAUCCAAGUGCGCGAUGAUUCUUUGCUUGUGAUAAAUCAGCUUCAAGAAAAGUACAGAUGUGUGAGUUGCUUGCUUGUACCAUAUUUGAACCGCGCCAUUGAACUUCUGGAUCAAUUCACUGACGUGGGUUUGGAAUAUAUUCCUCGCGAACGCAACUUUGCAGCCAACAAACUUGCUCAACUGGCUACAGGCAUUACUUUGAAAUAUGGGGUUCGUGAGCGACUCUUGAAAGUUGAAAGACGCACCCACCGGACGAUCCAGUCAUCGCGGUCCUUGAACCCAUUGAUAUAG